AUGUCCAUGGAUGUCACUGGAAGUCCAAGCGACUCGUUGAUUAACGAUGAUAGAAUCAACAACUACACCAGUCCGAUCGUCGCGUUUCUUCAGCAAGAAGACUCGACUACAAGAAGAGAUCCAUUGUACAUCGUUCUACCUAUCACGGUGAUCUACGCGGUGAUCUUCUUCACUGGCUUGAUCGGAAAUGUCGCCACGUGCGUGGUGAUCGCGCGUAACAAGUCGAUGCACACCGCUACCAACUACUAUCUGUUCAGCCUGGCGGUGUCUGAUUUACUGCUGCUGAUAUCUGGCCUGCCCCCGGAGAUGUACUACAUCUGGUCCCAUUUCCCGUACGUGUUCGGCGAGGCGUUCUGCAUUAUUCAAAGUUUCGCUGCGGAGACGUCUGCGAAUGCCACCGUGCUAACCAUCACUGCGUUCACCGUUGAAAGGUACGUCGCGAUCUGUCAUCCUUUCAUCUCGCACACGAUGUCGAAGCUGUCCCGCGCGGUGAAGUUCGUCAUAGUGAUCUGGGUGCUGGCACUUUGCCUAGCUGCGCCUCAAGCUGUUCAGUUCCGUGUCGUUUACGACUACAACAAGAACGGCACGGUGAACUUGGACAGUGCACAUUGCUCGAUGAAAUGGACCUUGAUCGAACAUUCCUUCGAGAUAUCCACGAUGCUGUUCUUCGUCGUCCCGAUGACUAUCAUUACCGUACUCUACAUACUGAUCGCGAUCAAAUUAAGGAGGUCCAGGCUGUUGACCGCCAGCACCAAGAGGAAUCACUUACCGGGUGGAUUGAAUCACUCUGACAGCGGCAGAGGGAAAACCGCAGCACAAAAGAACGUGAUACGGAUGUUAGUUGCAGUAGUAGUGGCGUUCUUCAUCUGCUGGGCACCUUUCCACGCCCAAAGGCUGUUGGCUGUCUACGCGCGAAGUCGCAAGCCUGUACCGGAAAAAGCGUUAGUAGUAGUCUACACCACUCUCACGUACGUGUCAGGGGUGUUUUAUUACCUUUCGACAACAGUGAACCCCCUGCUCUACAACAUCAUGUCCAACAAAUUUAGGGAGGCUUUCAAGUCGAUGCUGUCGAAUCACUGCGGCCGGAAGUGGUCCUCGGGGGGACCUGUACCUCGACGACCGACCUACAGCAGCCUGUCGCGGUACUCCAGGUCCACGUUCAAGCAAACAGACGAUCGUCAGAAUUCGCCGUCAAUCUCUGUCAGUGACGACAAUCAAAAGUUGACGAACGUCUCGCGGCCAACGAACGCGACCGAGAUGAACGGAUUAACGGAACGAAAGAACCACGAGCAGAACAGUCGACUUGGCUCGAGGGUGAACAGGAUGAAUAAACGGGAAUUCGGGAGAAGUAUAUCGAGAGGAUCGAACUCGAGCCAGUUGACGCUGAUGACGUCGAUCAGCAAGAGUUACAACGAGGGUAACAACAACGUUGCGGCCGCUUGCGUGAACGAAUGCCUGUUGAAGAUCCAGAGACCACCUAGAUCUGUUGGAAUUCUAGCGGAAAGAUUGAGACUUGGAACGAAAGGACUGUUUUCGCCGCAACAGAAGAUCGCAACCAGUCCAUCCGCGAAACCGGAAGUCAUGACAGCUCUAUCGCCGCAGUUUCAAAGUCAUCCGAGCAUCGAGAGCGCAAACACCAUCAGCAACUCGAGUCUGCAGGAUUUCGACGAGACAGAGUUCACCGGCACAGAAUUGGCGCGAUACAUGGGCGAAUUGAACUGUGAUUUGAUCACCUGA
Messenger RNA from Habropoda laboriosa, 1737 nucleotides. Its product is annotated as neuromedin-U receptor 2-like. Gene Ontology annotation, cellular component: plasma membrane. The record is from RefSeq and is a predicted model, not a curated record. The coding region runs from base 1 to 1737 and encodes 578 amino acids. The transcript has 5 exons. Lineage: Eukaryota; Metazoa; Arthropoda; Insecta; Hymenoptera; Apidae. Gene Ontology annotation, biological process: neuropeptide signaling pathway. Gene Ontology annotation, molecular function: neuromedin U receptor activity.